AUGCUUUUCCAGGUCUACUUUGAGGUCCAUGGAUUCGUCCAAGGCGUGGGCUUUCGAUACUAUACGAGGAAAAAGGCCCAAGAAUAUGGCGUCACUGGAUGGUGUCGCAACACUGCCAAUGACACGGUCGAGGGCGAAGCACAGGGAAGCGAAGACGUCAUGAAAAAGUUCUUCGAAGCCAUCGGCAAAGGCCCGAGCCACUCCGACGUCACCAAAGUCGUCAAGGAGGACCGCGAUGUGAUAGAAGGGGACAGUAGCUUCGAAGUUCGACGUUGA
This is a messenger RNA of Trichoderma citrinoviride, 276 nucleotides long. Its product is annotated as Acylphosphatase. Bases 1 to 276 code for a protein of 91 amino acids. Gene Ontology annotation, molecular function: acylphosphatase activity. The record is from RefSeq and is a predicted model, not a curated record. Lineage: Eukaryota; Fungi; Ascomycota; Sordariomycetes; Hypocreales; Hypocreaceae. The transcript is spliced from 4 exons.